Molecule: messenger RNA, 2292 nt
Organism: Fopius arisanus
Lineage: Eukaryota; Metazoa; Arthropoda; Insecta; Hymenoptera; Braconidae
Product: E3 ubiquitin-protein ligase RNF25
Exons: 2
Coding region: 422-1504 (360 amino acids)
Biological process (GO): protein ubiquitination
Cellular component (GO): nucleus
Molecular function (GO): ubiquitin protein ligase activity; protein binding
Source: RefSeq, a predicted model, not a curated record
UUCAUGACCCAAUCACCGCCAUUAUUGUCCCCACUUUUCCCUUCACGAAGUUGAUUAUGCACAAAAAAUAUUGUUGACCCCAAAAUCCCCCCAUUUCUAACAUUUUCCAUCCGGUAAUUAUCGUCGAAUUAAUCAGCAACACGUCGUGUCAAAUAAAUAUCUCAAAUUUUUGUGCGACUUCCAGUUCUCAACUCCAUUUUUCACCGGAAAAAUUCUCUUGUCAAAUGUUCCGUGACUCAAAUGUUGUUCUGAAAAUAAUCGGGACUAUUUGUGUUUAUUUUGCUAAUUUAUCGAGAUCGAAUUUACCUGAGGUUAUUUGUCAAUAACAAUCGUCACUUGUCGUUCCUUAUUGAGAGUCUGGAUUCUGAGUGAAAUAUCCGAUAAAUUGUGCAUUAAUCGGUGAUUAAUUUUGAUCGGCAAAAUGUCGAAUGCUGAAAUUGAUGAGAGAGUUACUGAUGAAAUCGAGGCAUUGGGCGCAAUUUUGCUUGAUAAUGAACUGAAAGUGAUGGAGAAUGAAAGAGGAAUUCCCGAAGUGAUCGAAACUCUCGUAUUUCCAUCAACUGGAGAAGAUUCUCAGUCUCAAUACGUCUGUGUAACUCUCAUAGUUUAUUUAUCUCCAGGAUAUCCGGACGUCUCUCCAGUUGUAACGCUGAGAAAUCCUCGAGGAUUGGACGAAGAGACAGUAAAUCUCAUUCAGCGAGAAGUCGAGGAUAAAUGCAAUGAUUUUUUAGGGCAGCCUGUUAUGUUUGAACUUAUUGAGUUGGUCCGUGAACACUUGACUCGGAGUAAUCUUCCCACCGGUCAAUGUGCGGUGUGUCUCUACGGAUUUCGAGAGGGAGACGAAUUUACUAAAACCGAGUGCUACCACCAUUUCCAUUCCCACUGUUUAGCAGCUCACGUCGCAGCUGCUGAGAAAUAUUAUCGCGAAGAACUGGAGAAAUUACCCCAGUGGCAACAAGAUUCUCCCAAAGAUUUCCAAGCUAUAUGCCCAGUUUGUCGUGAGUCAAUAAAAUGUGAUGUCGAGAGUCUCUGCUCAGCUGCACCACCCAUUGAUGUUGAGACAGCCACUGAUUUUUCAGUGACAGCUGAAUUGCGUGAAUUGCAACGCCAAAUGUCUGUUCUAUUCGUACGCCAAAAACAGAGAGGCGGAAUUAUUGAUCCUGAAGCUGAGGGCACGAAGAUGCUGCUGAGGACAGAGGAUGACUCUGUCGCUGGAGUUGAGACACCUACUUCACCUGCUGGGCCCAGUCUCACAGCUUUUUCUGCUAAUUCUAAUGUGCGUCACCAUCACGUACCCGAGGCGAAACACCCGACGAAUCAUCAACAGAGUAACGCAGAGAAGGAUAAACAGAGCGAUAAUCGUGGCUCUCACAAUAAUCAUCAUCAUCAGCAUCAUCAUCAUCACCAUCAUCAGCACGGGCGUAAAAAUCGAGGUCGUGGUCGUGGUGGAUACGAAUCUCGAAGAUGCGAACGUCUGCGUCAAAACGAGACGACACCCAGAUGACAAUGGGCUGAAUAUACUCGAAAUACUGCCCAUUUAAUUCUUUAUUCUUCUAUUGAUUAUAUCCAAUAUAAUCAAUAACCGUUCUAUAAUCAAUGUAAUCAGCUGUAAUUGUCGCAUCAUAAAUAUUUGUCUCUUAUUUUUUGCAUUAUAUCAUUUUUUUUAUCAUCGCUUUAAUUAUGUUGCCUCAUUUGUAAUUAAUUGUCAACGAAAUCAGUUAAAGUUGCCCUAUUAUUUCUGGGACGAUGAAUUACUAUUUUUUUUUAAAUGCUCAAUUCUAGUUCUCAGUGUUUCCUAUUUCUUUUUUAAUCAUUAAUUGUUUGUCAUUUUUGGUUCGUAAAAAUCAUCUUUGACUGUGAUACAUUAAUUUUCUCAUGUUUUCCAUUUUUAUUAUUCAAUUGUUAGUGUAAGAGCCACUUGUUUAUUGUAAUCAUAAUAAAACUAGUCAUCAAAUAGAUGAUGGGCAUUUUUAAUUUGUGAAAAACCUCGGCCUCCGGGAAAUCGGGAUUAUGGAAUCGCAAAGAAUGUUUAUAAAAAUUCAUAAGAUUUUUGUUUUAUAAUUUUAAACAAUUGUUUGUUCACUUGAAAAUGUGGAUUUACACAUUUUAAUACAUGGCGAUUGUUUCCGUGAGAAUUUACUCAUAAAAGAUAAUAAUUAAUCGACAACGACUGCAAUACUAUCCAUUUGUUAUAAAAAUAUGCAUGAAUUCUGUGUUACAAAAAAAAACCACUUCGUGGGUUUCUCUCAAUAAUUUAUUCAAGUGCAUAGAUUAAUUGCAAUACUAAAAAAA